AUGGCGGAGCGAGAGAGCGGCGGCCUGGGCGGGGGGGCCGCGUCCCCGCCUGCCGCCUCCCCAUUCCUGGGGCUGCACAUCGCAUCGCCUCCCAAUUUCAGGCUCACCCAUGACAUCAGCCUGGAGGAGUUUGAAGAUGAAGACCUCUCAGAGAUCACGGAUGAGUGUGACAUCAGCCUGCAGUGCAAAGACACCCUGUCUUUACGGCCCCCGCGUGCCGGGCUGCUGUCUGGGGGAGGCGGCGGCAGCGCGGGGAGCCGGCUGCAGGCAGAGAUGCUGCAGAUGGACCUGAUCGACGCGACCGGGGACACUCCCGGCGCCGAGGACGACGAGGAGGACGAGGAGGAGCGCGCGGCGCGGCGGCCGAGCGCGGGGCCGCCCGCGGCUGAGCCCGGCCACGAGCCGGCUCCCCGCGGCCAGGGCCAGGGCCCGGGCAGCGGAGACACGUACCGACCCAAGAGGCCCACCACGCUCAAUCUCUUCCCGCAGGUGCCGCGGUCUCAGGACACGCUGAAUAAUAAUUCUCUGGGCAAGAAGCACAGUUGGCAGGACCGGGUGUCUCGAUCAUCCUCACCCCUGAAGACAGGGGAGCAGACACCCCCUCAUGAACACAUCUGCCUGAGUGAUGAGCUGCCCCCCCUGAGCAGCCCCGCCCCCACCAAGGACCGCGGCACCUCCACCGACAGUCCUUGCCGCCGCAGUGCUGCCACACAGAUGGCACCUCCAGGGGGCCCCCCUGCCGCCCCAUCUGGUGGCCGGGGCCACUCGCAUCGAGACCGCAUCCACUACCAGGCGGACGUACGGCUAGAGGCCACCGAAGAGAUCUACCUGACGCCAGUGCAAAGGCCCCCAGACCCUGUGGAGCCCAGCUCUGCCUUCCUGCCACCAGCUGAGAGCCGCAUGUCAGUCAGUUCUGACCCAGACCCCGCCACCUACUCCUCAGCUGCUGGGCAGCCGCACCCCUCCAUCAGCGAAGAAGACGAGGGCUUCGACUGCCUGUCGUCCCCAGAGCGGGCCGAGCCACCUGGCGGCGGAUGGCGGGGGAGCCUGGGAGAGCCACCACCGCCUCCACGGGCUUCACUGAGCUCGGACACCAGCGCCCUGUCCUACGACUCAGUCAAGUACACGCUGGUGGUGGAUGAGCAUGCCCAGCUGGAGCUGGUGAGCCUGCGGCCGUGCUUCGGGGACUACAGUGAUGAGAGCGACUCGGCCACCGUCUACGACAACUGUGCCUCCGCCUCCUCGCCCUAUGAGUCGGCCAUCGGGGAGGAAUACGAGGAGGCCCCCCAGCCCCGGCCCCCUGCCUGCCUGUCCGAGGACUCCACACCUGACGAGCCUGACGUCCACUUCUCCAAGAAGUUCCUGAACGUCUUCAUGAGCGGCCGCUCUCGCUCUUCUAGUGCAGAGUCCUUUGGGCUGUUCUCCUGCAUGAUCAAUGGGGAGGAGCAGGAGCAGACUCAUCGGGCCAUAUUCAGGUUUGUGCCUCGACACGAAGAUGAACUUGAGCUGGACGUGGACGACCCGCUGCUGGUGUUGCUGCAGGCCGAGGACUACUGGUAUGAGGCCUACAACAUGCGCACAGGGGCCCGGGGCGCCUUUCCCGCCUACUACGCCAUUGAGGUCACCAAGGAGCCUGAGCACAUGGCAGCCCUGGCCAAAAGCAGCGACUGGGUGGACCAGUUCUGGGUGAAGUUCCUGGGCUCAGUCCAGGUCCCCUAUCACAAGGGCAACGACGUCCUCUGUGCUGCUAUGCAAAAGAUUGCCACCACCCGCCGGCUCACCGUGCACUUUAACCCGCCCUCCAGCUGCGUUCUAGAGAUCAGCGUGCGGGGUGUGAAGAUAGGCGUCAAAGCUGAGGACUCCCAGGAGGCCAAGGGGAAUAAAUGUAGCCACUUUUUCCAGUUAAAAAACAUCUCCUUCUGUGGAUACCAUCCAAAGAACAACAAGUACUUUGGGUUCAUCACCAAGCACCCUGCCGACCACCGGUUCGCCUGCCAUGUCUUUGUGUCUGAGGAGUCCACCAAAGCCCUGGCGGAGUCCGUGGGGAGAGCAUUCCAGCAGUUCUACAAGCAGUUCGUGGAGUACACCUGUCCCACAGAAGACAUCUACCUGGAGUAG
Molecule: messenger RNA, 2118 nt
Organism: Orycteropus afer afer
Lineage: Eukaryota; Metazoa; Chordata; Mammalia; Tubulidentata; Orycteropodidae
Gene: MAPK8IP1
Product: mitogen-activated protein kinase 8 interacting protein 1
Exons: 12
Coding region: 1-2118 (705 amino acids)
Biological process (GO): regulation of JNK cascade
Cellular component (GO): cytoplasm
Molecular function (GO): protein binding
Source: RefSeq, a predicted model, not a curated record